AUGAACGCGCCCAUCAUCGCACGGAGGACCGCCUCCUCCAUCUGCCUCUCGUGCAGACGCUCCCUACUGCGCCAGUUCUCCUCAGCGCAACGCCUCGCCUUCCCAGAGUUCCAGCCCUACCGCCUCAACCCUCAACCGCCGUCGCCACCGCGCAGCACAGGCGGCCCGGAUACUUCCAUCACCCAUCCCAUCUCCCCGAACCUACCCAGAGUCCACGAGACGCGGCCGCCUACGUCGCUGGGCGCCAACAGCUGGACGUCGGUACGCGAGGAGGAAGCCCAGAAAUCCCAGCCCGAGUUCGCACGCCCACAGACAUCGACACCUGCAUCGCCGCAAUCAGAGCCGGCGUCCCAGAGCGAGCCCCCAAAGUCUGCGACCACCGCACCAGCGCCGCCCACCGACACUCAUACGCCCAAGCCAAGACCCCGCUCCAAGCUUCGUGCGCCGCGUAAGGCAGCCCUGAAGCUGACCCCCGCCGCCGUGGACCAUUUGCGCGCACUGCUUGACCAGCCUGAUCCCAAGCUGAUCAAGGUUGGCGUGCGCAACAGGGGCUGCAGCGGGCUGGCCUACCACCUGGAGUACAUCGACAAGCCGGGCGCUUUCGACGAGACCGUGGAGCAGGAUGGUGUCAAGGUCCUCAUCGAUAGCAAGGCACUGUUCAGUAUCAUCGGCAGCGAGAUGGACUGGGUCGAGGACAAGUUGAACCAGAGAUUCGUCUUCCGCAACCCCAAUAUCAAGGAGCAAUGCGGUUGCGGCGAAUCCUUCAUGGUAUAG
Molecule: messenger RNA, 774 nt
Organism: Diaporthe amygdali
Lineage: Eukaryota; Fungi; Ascomycota; Sordariomycetes; Diaporthales; Diaporthaceae
Exons: 2
Coding region: 1-774 (257 amino acids)
Biological process (GO): iron-sulfur cluster assembly
Cellular component (GO): mitochondrion; cytoplasm
Molecular function (GO): 2 iron, 2 sulfur cluster binding
Source: RefSeq, a predicted model, not a curated record